Messenger RNA from Megalops cyprinoides (Indo-Pacific tarpon), 465 nucleotides. It is a transcript of the gene fshb, whose product is annotated as follicle stimulating hormone subunit beta. The transcript is spliced from 2 exons. Lineage: Eukaryota; Metazoa; Chordata; Actinopteri; Elopiformes; Megalopidae. Bases 1 to 465 code for a protein of 154 amino acids. The record is from RefSeq and is a predicted model, not a curated record. Gene Ontology annotation, molecular function: hormone activity. Gene Ontology annotation, cellular component: extracellular region; cytoplasm. Gene Ontology annotation, biological process: G protein-coupled receptor signaling pathway; ovulation.
AUGUCAUGUGUUGGUUUUUCUCGACAGCAAGCUCUGGUGAGGAGUCCAGCCAACCGACCCCUUGCUCUCACCAUUGUCACCGAGCUGGUCAACAUGCAUCUAGUUGUGGUCAUGCUGUGCUUGGCGCUGGCCCACAAUGGCCACAGCUGUGGCUUGACCAACAUUUCCAUCUCAGUGGAAAGUGAAGAAUGCAGAGGCUGCAUCACCAUCAACACCACCGCCUGCGCUGGCCUGUGCAUCACCCAGGAGCCUGUGUACAAGAGCUCCCUGGCCCCAUACAUCCAGCAGACCUGCAACUUCAGGGAAGUGGCCUAUGAGAAGGUGCACUUGCCAGGCUGUCCUGACGGAGUGGACCCUUUCUUCACCUACCCCGUGGCUCUGAGCUGUGAAUGCAGCCAAUGCAACACUGACAGCACCGACUGCGGCCCACUUAACAUAGAGGUGACAGGAUGCCUGGCCCACUAG